GGCUGGGCUGGGGGCGGGGCCGAGAAGAGGGGCGGGUGCUUCCGGGCCCACUUUCUCCCGGAUUCAGAAGUUUCAAGCCCAACUGCACUGGAGCUUCUCCUCUCUGAGCGUCAUAACCUGCACCAUGCCCAUGAUCCUGGGUUACUGGGACAUCCGAGGGCUGGCCCAUGCCAUCCGCCUUCUCCUGGAGUACACAGACACAAACUAUGAGGAGAGGCAGUACUCGGUAGGAGAUGCUCCUGACUAUGACAGAAGCCAGUGGCUGAAUGAAAAAUUCAAGCUGGGCCUGGACUUCCCCAAUCUGCCCUACUUAAUCGAUGGGACUCACAAGCUCACCCAGAGCAACGCCAUCCUUCGGUACAUCGCUCGCAAGCACAACAUGUGUGGGGAGACAGAGGAGGAGAUGAUUCGUGUGGACAUUUUGGAGAACCAGGUUAUGGAUGUCCGCUUUGCCAUGGCCAGGAUCUGCUACAGCCCUGACUUUGAGAAACUGAAGCCCGGUUUCUUGAAGGAGAUCCCUGAAAAAAUCAAGCUGUUCUCAGAGUUUCUGGGGAAGAGGCCUUGGUUUGCAGGGGACAAGCUCACCUAUGUGGAUUUCCUGGUUUACGACGUCCUUGACAUGCACCGCAUAUUUGAGCCCAAGUGCCUGGACGCAUUCCCAAACCUGAAGGACUUCAUUUCUCGUUUUGAGGGCCUGAAGAAGAUCUCUGCCUACAUGAAGUCCAGCCGCUUCCUCCCAGGCCCUCUGUUCAUGAAGCUUGCCGUGUGGGGCAACAAGUAGUGCCCGCAACCAGGAGAUGGGCGUGAGGAGCCAGUGCCUUGGAGACCAAGUGGACCUUCCUGCCCGUGGAACCAUCUGUCUUUUUCUUUCUCCUUCUGUUCACUCUAGAUGCUUCCUUGGCCCCCUUAUCUUCCUCCCACCACCCCCCCCCCUUUCCAGCCAUCCUUUAUUUUAGUUUCCCACUUUUUUUUUCUUUUUUUUUUUUUUUUUAGCAAAGGUCCUCCCCCACCCGACAUUAUCCCUCCUGCACUAAAGCCACCCAGACUAUCCUUCCCUUCCAUGGUUGCUUCUGCUGUGAGGAGCCCAGCCAGAUCCCUGGCCCAUGGAGCUUUGUUCUGAGCUGCCAGUAUUGCCCUGAAGACCAGACUUGGCCUGGUGUGAAGUCUGUGCUUCCCAGUGUGGUUCCUGCCCAGCCUGUCUGAUCCCCAGUAAAGCUUUAUCACACCUGC
Messenger RNA from Bubalus bubalis (water buffalo), 1230 nucleotides. Its product is annotated as glutathione S-transferase Mu 1. The record is from RefSeq and is a predicted model, not a curated record. Gene Ontology annotation, biological process: glutathione metabolic process. Gene Ontology annotation, molecular function: glutathione transferase activity. The transcript is spliced from 8 exons. Lineage: Eukaryota; Metazoa; Chordata; Mammalia; Artiodactyla; Bovidae. The coding region runs from base 125 to 781 and encodes 218 amino acids.